CUUUAAGGUUCUUUUUCCAUCCAAGCUUAUACAUAUAUCUCUUCCUUUUUUUUUCUACUAUUUAUUCGCUACAAAAGUCUUUUACAAAACUUAUUAAUUAAAAGAAAAAAAAAUAAAACAAAAAUGACAACAAAAAGACGUUCACAACAAAGAAAUAAUGACAUGAGAAAUAAUGAUGAGUUGUUUUCAGAUUUAAAUCAUCCUCAUAAAGAUCGCUUCAUUGAUCUUGCACAAGCAGCUCUAGAAGAAGCUGAUAUUGAAGAAGAACGAAAAGGUGUCAUUCAGGAAGUAUUAGAAGCACUCAUUGCUAAAACAGGAGCACCACUUGUAGCUGAAGUAAUUUCAGAACAACUACAUAGUCAAGAUGUUAUUGAACGUAUAGCGGAAAAUCAUGAAGAAGAUCGACGACGAUUAAGUUCCAGUCCACAUAUGACACGAAUCGACUCAACUAGUAGUGUCAACUCACUUAAGUCACCCGAUGAUGAGGAAUUAGAAAAUAAAACAUUACAGAUUAAUGCAAGUAAUAAAGAAAUAAUGGCGCCACAAAUGGAUGAUGACAGACCAGAACCAUUAAUGCUAUUUGCAGAAUAUUUAUGGCGAUUUUUUCGAGCUUUAUUACUAGCCAGUUUAGUUGGUUUAGUAUGUCAUUAUUUAAAUGGUUUAAAGUAUGCAAGGAUCAUUUAAUAUGCAAUACACACAGAAAAAAAAAAAUAAUAUA
Messenger RNA from Cokeromyces recurvatus, 718 nucleotides. RefSeq lists its product as uncharacterized. The transcript has a single exon. NCBI's taxonomy places the organism in Eukaryota, Fungi, Mucoromycota, Mucoromycetes, Mucorales, Mucoraceae. The record is from RefSeq and is a predicted model, not a curated record. The coding region runs from base 124 to 684 and encodes 186 amino acids.